CACUUAAAAAAAAAAAAAUCUGGCACUCAUUACUCUCUCCAUACAACAAACAAAGUUGCACUGAAUCAUUUCUAUUUCUCCAUUUUUUUUGUUUUGUUUGUUUUCUUCUUUACAGCUCAUUGCCGGCUGCAGAUCGAAUCAAUCUCAGAGGCAUAUUUUGUCUUCCUUUUGCGGCUGCCAAAUGGCAAUAUAUAUCAGAUAACCACAUGUUACAACAAAGACAGUUUCUUGAGUUUGGUGUCUCAGAUGAUUUUUAGCAUCUAUAUUAUGCUCGUUCAGUGCCAUUAUGGGCAUAUGUUUGAUGAAAUGUCAAUGGCCAUGGCUGCUUCACAUACUAUUCUUUGUUUUCCUAACAAACAGAAGCAGAGCUAUCAGUCCUGACGGUGAGGCACUUCUAAGCUUUCAGAUAGCAAUUUUUAGUUCGGAUGGUGUAUUUUCUCAUUGGAGACCAGAGGAUCCUGAUCCAUGCAAAUGGAAAGGGGUGAAAUGUGAUAGUAAAACCAAGAGAGUGACAACUUUGAGCCUUACCAAUCAUAAACUGAGCGGUCCUUUAUCACCUGACCUUGGGAAGCUGGAGCACUUGAGAUAUUUAAUGCUUUUUAACAAUAACUUUUAUGGAACAAUUCCUUCAGAGCUUGGUAAUUGCACAGAACUGCAAGGAAUAUACUUGCAGGGUAAUUACUUAAGCGGAUUAAUACCGAGUGAAUUGGAGAACCUAUCUGCACUUCAGUAUCUGGAUAUCUCAAGCAACUCCCUUAGUGGAUCUAUCCCUCCUUCAAUUGGGACCCUAGAUAAGCUCAUUGCAUUCAAUGUGUCCAACAAUUUUCUGGUUGGCCCUAUACCAUCGCAAGAUGUUUUCAGCAGCUAUACUGCAAGUUCUUUUGUUGGGAAUCGCGGUUUAUGUGGAAAGCAAAUCAAUGUAGUAUGCAAAGAUGAUAACGGAGGAGCUACAACAAAUUCCAGAUCUGGUUCUGCUCAAACUCAAGGCGGUAAAAGGAAAUACUCUGGAAAACUUCUCAUUAGUGCAUCAGCAACUAUAGGUGCACUACUUUUAGUGGCACUUAUGUGUUUCUGGGGUUGCUUCCUAUAUAAGAAGUUUGGUAAAAAUGAGGGAAGGACUCUGGCCAUGGACAUCAGCGGAGGUGCAUCGAUUGUUAUGUUUCAUGGAGACUUGCCUUACUCUUCUAAAGACAUCAUUAAGAAAUUAGAAACUUUGAACGAGGAAUACAUUAUAGGUACUGGGGGGUUUGGGACAGUGUACAAGCUUGCAAUGGAUGAUGGAAAUGUGUUCGCUUUGAAACGAAUUGUGAAGUUAAAUGGGGGAUUUGAUCGUUUUUUUGAAAGAGAGCUUGAAAUUCUUGGAAGCAUAAAACAUCGAUACCUUGUAAACUUGCGAGGAUACUGUAAUUCACCCACAUCAAAGCUGUUAAUCUAUGAUUUCCUUGCUGGUGGUAGCCUCGAUGAAGCUCUUCAUGAACGAUCUGAGCAGUUGGACUGGGAAACACGCUUGAACAUUAUUAUGGGAGCAGCAAAAGGAAUGGCCUAUUUACACCAUGAUUGUUCUCCUAGGAUCAUACACCGUGACAUAAAGUCCAGCAACAUUUUACUUGAUAGCAAUUUGGAGGCUCGAGUAUCAGAUUUUGGACUUGCCAAACUGUUGGAGGAUGAAAAGUCUCAUAUUACAACCAUUGUUGCGGGAACUUUUGGUUAUUUGGCUCCAGAGUACAUGGUAAGUGGGAGAGCAACCGAAAAGACGGAUGUCUAUAGUUUUGGAGUCUUGUUGCUUGAAGUCUUAAGUGGAAAGAGACCUACUGAUGCAUCAUUCAUUGAAAAGGGCCACAACAUCGUUGGCUGGUUAAAUUUCUUGAUCACGGAGAAUAGGCAACGAGAGAUUGUAGAUCCAAAUUGUGUGGGGAUGCAGGUAGAAAUCCUUGAUGCCUUGCUCUCAGUCGCCGUCCAGUGUGUUUGUUCAACCCCAGAGGAUAGACCCAGCAUGCACCGGGUGGUGCAGUUGCUCGAACCUGAGGUUAUGACCCCAUACCCGAGCGAUUUUUAUGAUUCCAGCUCUGAUUGAAUAGUCGAAUCAAUAAACAAAGACGCAUUAGGUUCACGUCCAUGUUUGUUUGUUAUAAAGUAGUGCAAGCAAGAAAACAAGCACUAAACGAGCUCGAAAUCGGCAGCUGCAACGUUCACUUUGCUCGUUUCAUUGAACUCUUUACUCAGAUGGAGUUCGAAAGGUAUAUUUGAAUCCCAAUCUGAGCUGUUGAAUGGAAGUGGAAUUUAGGUGCAUAUUUGUCCGUCGUUUGGCAUGGGUGAACCUUAGGUACUACUCAUUUUAUUCAUUCUAGUUUUGCCUUUAUGAAAUCAGCACUGUAAUCUCCCUUUUAUGCUGUCCUUUUAAGUACAAAUUCAUAAUGUUUUGGCUAUUGGCAGGUCGUUGUUUAUGCCAUUUUUGUAAGAUAAAAUCUUCAUUAUUACGGUAAUAAGUUGGCUUUAUUAUACUAUAAGCAAAAUUGAACUUA
Molecule: messenger RNA, 2522 nt
Organism: Hibiscus syriacus
Lineage: Eukaryota; Viridiplantae; Streptophyta; Magnoliopsida; Malvales; Malvaceae
Product: LRR receptor-like serine/threonine-protein kinase FEI 1
Exons: 14
Coding region: 287-2074 (595 amino acids)
Biological process (GO): protein phosphorylation
Molecular function (GO): protein kinase activity; ATP binding; protein binding
Source: RefSeq, a predicted model, not a curated record